AUGGCAGUCCCCAGGGAAAGGGCUGUGCACCCUCACUUGAUCCAACCAAUACUCAAAGCGUACGGCUUGGGGUACCUAGCCUUGACAACACCAAGAUUACUUGGUUUCAUUCCUUUACUCAUCAGCAAAAAUGCCAAUUACCGUGCGAAACUUGAAAAGCUAUAUCGCAUCCUACGAGGUGGUUUCGGCUUAUACAAAUUCUCGACAUUCUGCGCGGUGCUAGUCGGCGGUUCGACGUGGUUACCUUUUCUGUUCUUUCAAUGCAUUGCACGCUCGCGCCGUUCGUCCUCCGAGAAUCUCAGGCGUAUCGUCCGGUUUGUUGCGACAUGUCUCUCAGGAUGGGCAGCUUUCCAUUUGUUGAACAAAAAGGGCGAAGAUCAGGGGUCAAUCAGAAACAGCGAUUUUGACCAAAAAUUAAUGGUGGAACGACAGUCGGAUGACAUUAAAACCAAAGAAUAUCGUCCAGAUCUUGCCGGUCGAUCGCUCGACCUUACACUCUUUUCGUUCACGCGAGCCGCUGGCGUUAUAGCAUCUCUAGCCUGGACCGAAUGGGCGAGAAGACGAAGAAGCAAGGGAAGAUGGUCGCGAGUGGAAGACAUCGCCCCACGACUGGCUGAUGCUGGGCUCUUUGCCGGAAGUGCUGCUAUAGUCAUGUGGGCGUGGUUUUACGCGCCGGAGAGAUUGCCGCGCUCAUACGAAAAAUGGAUCGGACAGGCAGCCCAAGUAGACGGACGUCUUAUCGAAGCUUUGCGGCGAGCGAGAAGGGGUAUAUAUGUCUAUGGCAAGGAUACAGGUCAAGCGCCGCUGCUUGAGUCUAUGUGUGAAGAUUACGGCUGGCCGAUCACAUGGGGUGACCCUGCCGUCACCGUACCAAUACCAUGCGAAAUGGUGCAUAUGGGUUGUGGUCCGAAUUGCGAAUGGCAUGCCCUGUCUCGGUUCAUGCGAUCGUUCAAGUUUGCUAUGCUCACGAACCUUCCACUACAAUUACUUCUCCGACUACGCGCUAAACAGCCAGCUACCGCGUUUAAUCGAGCUGUCAAGGAUGCGACACGUUCUUCCACGUUCCUAGCAUUGUUCAUUAGCAUGUUCUACUAUGGAGUAUGUCUCUCACGGACAAGACUUGGGCCGAAGAUCUUCAGCUCCAAUACUGUGACGCCUUUGAUGUGGGAUUCCGGCCUCUGUGUGGGCGCCGGUUGUUUUAUGUGUGGCUGGAGUAUACUGGCGGAAACUGCGUCGCGAAGGCAGGAAAUUGCUCUGUUCGUAGCUCCAAGAGCAGCGGCGGCAAUCCUUCCCCGACGAUAUGAACGAAAGUAUUUGAAGAGGGAACAAAUAGCAUUCACUUUGAGCGCUGCUGUGCUGCUGACGUGUGCCCAAGAACGCCCAGACCUGAUUCGAGGUGUUUUUGGCAAACUUCUUUCGACGGUCUUUGUAUGA
Messenger RNA from Talaromyces amestolkiae, 1434 nucleotides. RefSeq lists its product as uncharacterized. Lineage: Eukaryota; Fungi; Ascomycota; Eurotiomycetes; Eurotiales; Trichocomaceae. Bases 1 to 1434 code for a protein of 477 amino acids. The record is from RefSeq and is a predicted model, not a curated record. The transcript has 4 exons.